Molecule: messenger RNA, 780 nt
Organism: Trichophyton verrucosum HKI 0517
Lineage: Eukaryota; Fungi; Ascomycota; Eurotiomycetes; Onygenales; Arthrodermataceae
Exons: 3
Source: RefSeq, a predicted model, not a curated record
CCGUCCCAGCCAUCAUCACUCUGGCUCUCCUCUGGCUCUCCUCUGGCUCUCCUCUGGCUCUCCUCUGGCGCUCUCUCUCCGUCGUCUUUCCCUGGCUGGUUCACCAAAGCGGACGGCGCAGGCGGCUUCUGCUGCCCGCCUCUUCCGCGGCUUAUCUUCUGCUUCUCCUCCUCCUCCUGCUUCUUGCUGCUGCUUCGGUCUCUCUACCUCACCUUCGCCAUCACCUUCGGCUCUCCUGCUUGCACCUCUCUCCCCCUCCGUCUCUCUCUCGCACGCGUUGCUCGCGUUGCUCUUGUUGUCGGCUUGCCUUCACGCGUUGCUGUGGUGCUUCAAUUGGACGCCGUCCAGCCAUUCAACUUCAUUCUAUGCCAGCAGAAAUACCCGGACAAUAUACUGACGAGCGCAUUGAUAGUAUCCUUAUCUUCUGCUAGCUAUAGAUCAAGUCGUCGGACUGGUGGUUCCCCAGUAGCGCAAGUCUCGAUUCGUAUGUUAUUCAUCCAGGGACCUUGUCUUUUACAUGGCUUUGGCUUGACUGACAUGGCUCGCAGUGUUGCAUACAGAGUACCUUACUCUACCUUUAUAAUGGCUGCUAUCAUAUCUCUCAGGGAUGUACACGCCGCAUCUCACCAGCUAACCAAGCGAAAGAACUGGGCAGCCAGAGAACCCGGGGUUGUCCUGGUUUCUGCAUCAUCUUCGUUAUCGCAGUCGGCGUGCUGUCCACAUACCUCUACCGCAGGAUGCAACGCCGUAAAGCUGCUGCUGGCACAGCCUAGGGUCUAG